GGAGAGAGAGAGAGAGAGCGAGGUGAGAGGUUUCGUAUUUUCGUGUGUGAAUCAGAGGGUGUAUUUAAAAAAAAAAAAAAAAAAAAAAAAAAAUCCGUUUGUGCGGAAUCGAAGAGGCAGAAAAUCACACGGUAAAAGAUGUCCUAUAACUCCUCGUCUCGCAGCUCUUCCCGCUCCUCGGACUGCAAGGUCUAUGUGGGUGACCUGGGGAACGGGGCAGCGAAGGGGGAGCUGGAGAGAGCCUUCAGCUACUACGGGCCGCUGCGAACGGUGUGGGUGGCGAGGAACCCCCCCGGCUUCGCUUUCGUGGAGUACGAGGACCCGCGGGACGCAGAGGACGCUGUCAAGGGCAUGGACGGGAAGGUGCUGUGCGGCUCUCGGAUCCGCGUGGAGCUCUCCACCGGCAUGUCCCGGAAGACCCGGUACGGGCGGCCCAGCCGGCGCCACUUCGACCCGAAUGACCGGUGCUAUCAGUGCGGGGAGCGCGGCCACUACGCCUAUGACUGCUACAGAUACAACAACAAGAGAGGGGGCCGGCGCAGCAGAUCUCAUUCUAGAUCCCGAUCUCGCUCUAGAUCCCGCUCCAGGGGGCGUCGCAACAAUCGUUCUCGUAGCCGCAGCAAUGAUCGCAGGUAUCGCUCUCCCUCUUACUCCAAGCGCAGGAGCAGGUCUGGCUCUCCUGGGCGAUCCAAGUCUCGUAGCCCGAUAAGAAGUCGAUCGAGGUCUCGCUCGGCGCGCUCCGUGUCGCGCUCCCGGGCACGCUCAGUGUCUCGCUCCCGGGCGCGCUCGCCGUCGCGCUCUAGGUCCAGGUCGCGCUCCAGGUCACGAACGCCCAGACGAUCCCCCAGCCCCAAACGAGCAAGCCGUUCCAGAUCUCCCAGCCAGAAGAAAAGCCCCAGUCCAAUAGUGGCUGAAUGAAUUGAAGGCCUGUUGGCAGAAACAUGUUUUUUAAUUGUAAUUUUUAAUUUUAUGUUUAGAGGUUUUUUUUUUGUGUGUGUUCUCCCCAAAAUCUUGAGGACCCCCCCCUUGCACAUUCCAUGGCUCCUUUUUACUUUUUUUUUUGGCAAGAGAAAAUAAAAAACUGGACACCGCUAAUUUCUACACACAAACACAUGUCUAAUUUUAUCGGUGGUGUAUUUGCAGUUUUUUUUCUAGUUUUUUUUUUUUUUUUUUUGUGUAGAUAUUUAUGUGGAAAGUAUAUACAAAUGAAGCUAACGAUCUCCGCCUGUUUCUGCUGUCUGUAUUGAAGCUGUAACUGGGAAGCGUUGUUUAUGGAAGUCCUUGCUAGAACUCUUGCAGGCUCAAUUACAAACACGAAUUAGGGGAACUGUUAUUAUAACAGUGUUGCUUUCAAAUUUCUGGCUCUGCUGGUAUGCAAACUCUGAUUAGGACAAUGUUAAGGGGGGGGGUGGUGGUGUGUGUGAUUCCUUUGUAGUUACGACAGUGGUCUGUGCUGUUAAUUGUUGCCAACCUGUGAAGUAAAAACAUCAGAUUUCUGUGUGAGGUCCACCACAGUUUAGAAAUUCUCCCUCAGAAGAACUUUUUGGGUGUAUGGGGGUGGUCUUGAGGGACAGGAAUUGAGAAUAUACUGAACCAAUAAAUUUUUUUUGUUAA
Acipenser ruthenus (sterlet) is the source of this 1614-nucleotide messenger RNA. RefSeq names its product serine/arginine-rich splicing factor 7-like. NCBI's taxonomy places the organism in Eukaryota, Metazoa, Chordata, Actinopteri, Acipenseriformes, Acipenseridae. The coding region runs from base 139 to 918 and encodes 259 amino acids. Gene Ontology annotation, cellular component: nuclear speck. The transcript is spliced from 9 exons. Gene Ontology annotation, molecular function: zinc ion binding; RNA binding. Gene Ontology annotation, biological process: mRNA splicing, via spliceosome. The record is from RefSeq and is a predicted model, not a curated record.